UGGGCGCGGGAGCGAGGCACAUGCAGGGCCGCCAUUGUUCCGCUGAGGAAAUUUACGCACAACUCGCUGGAUUUCAGUCCUUCAUUUUGCCAUUUCACACAAGGAUUCACAACUUGGAACUUGUACCACGUACAAGAGUAUUGUAUUGAGAACUGUGAAAGGACACUUUGUUUGUUCUAUUUGGAUUAUCACUCUGGAUUCUCGUGUAAUGUCUGCGAGCGUAGAUCAGAGAUCGAAAGGCCAGCCGUCUGCAGUAGCUAACGGACCUGGAAGUGGAGGAAACAAGGAAACGGUGAAGGAAGGAGAAUUUGAAGCCUACUUCAGCCAACCGCAUCAGGGAGCUUACACAUCUGCCCAACAGAUGUCUAGCCCAGGUGUUUCGGACGCUUACAUGCAGAACUAUUACAACCCUUAUCCUUACUUGACCACCGGACUCGGAGACACUGCUUGGUCAAAUGGCGGGGACCCCAUGUCCUUCCUUGGCUACGGCCAGAUGAGUGGAGACUAUGUGUCCAGUAAUGGAAUGUUCCCUGGCUUUGACUACCAGCAUGCAGCAUUUGCCUGGGGUUUCCCCGGGACGGAGUAUGCCUGGGGUGCGAACUCUGCCGGGGCGCAGCAGGGAGGGGGGCGUAAGGACUCUCGGGGUUACGGACAGGACGAGUAUUACCAUCCGGACAGUAUGGGCCCCUCGGAGAGUUAUGCCAUGAACGGGGACAUGGACAGGGAUAACGGACUUAAGGGCAUGGAGCAAGGGUUUCAAGGGAUGACUCUGGUGAAUGAUGGAGGGGUGGACUCAGGGACUGAGGGGGUGGCUGUGAAUGUGAACUCUGGCUCUGGAGGAGGGGGGAUGGGCCACGGUGGGUCUGGCGGACAAGGCGGUGUGUCGCUAGGUGGUGGCGCCCCCAAGAAAAUGACUUGGGCGUCCAUUGCCAGCCAGCCAGCCAAACCUCAGCCUCAGAUUAAGUCUAAGACUAUCCCCCGUGCCCCAGUACCUCCGGGAAAGCAGAAUAUGGAUAUAGGACAGUGGGACAAAGCCAAUGCGGCUAAGCAGGCGGGACAGGCGCGCCAGGCGUGGGGGCCGCCCCGCAAUCGUGGCUCAGUGCAGCCUUAUUCCACCGGACCAUCCGCCAAUGCCCCCAUGUCGAACUCUGGCAAUGCAGGGCUGGCCAACAUCUCGGCUCCCGCGGCGCCCCCAGCAUCCUCACACCCAGUGUUGGACAAACUGAAAUCGGCGAAUCAAUAUAACCCCAAGGAGUUCACUGUCCCCAAAAAUUCACGUUUUUUCAUUAUUAAGAGCUAUUCAGAGGACGACAUACAUCGUAGCAUCAAGUAUAGUAUUUGGUGUUCAACGGACCACGGAAACAAGAGGUUGGAUACGGCUUAUCGCCAACAGGAAGGCAAAGGUCCUGUGUACUUGUUGUUUUCUGUGAACGGAAGUGGACAUUUCUGUGGAGUGGCGCAGAUGUUAUCGCCUAUCGACUACAACCGGACGAGUGGCGUGUGGGCGCAGGAUAAGUGGAAAGGACAGUUCGAGGUCAAGUGGAUUUACGUCAAGGACGUGCCCAACUCCCAACUGCGACACAUUCGCUUGGAGAACAAUGAGAAUAAACCUGUGACUAACUCCCGUGACACGCAGGAAGUUCCACUGGAAAAGGGGAAACAGGUGAUGAAGAUCCUCCACAGCUAUCGGCAUACCACCUCCAUUUUUGAUGACUUUGGACACUACGAGAAACGCCAGGAGGAGGAGGCGCCGGAACAGGCACACAACUCCAAGAAGUCUGGCCAAAAGGGGUCCUACAAAAACUAAAGUAUGCCACCUGAAGGCAGAGUUUCGCUGGAGGAAGAGUUCUAUAUAUAUAUAAAUAAAAGAGGACCGUUAGAAGAUGUUAUAUACAUGUAAUCAAUCGAACUUUGUGACUUCUUUAAAAUUUAGAAAACAAUAGUAAAGCCUGAAAAAAAGAAAAGGCUGAAUUAUUGGUAUUAUAUUCUACAAUUACUAUUAUUAUAUAAUUGAUAGGUGAACGUGUUCAAAAUGCUACUGAGAGUUAACAAGCUAAUUGAAAGAAAAAUUAAGGGCGUCAUUCUGAUCUAAGGCUAGUAAUUCUUGUUGGUAUAUUACCACACGAUCAAUAUUUUCUGUACAGAUUUUUUUUUCUGUUGAGCAUUUAUGUAAAUCCUCUGUCAAAUUUGCAUAUAUGUUGAUUGUAAUCUGAAAUUUGCAUAUGUGUUGAUUUUAUUCUUUUGGGCAUCUUGUAAUUAUUCUGAUCACUAACGGCCAGGAUUUUCUGUCGCAGGCUUGGCAUCUCUUGUUCAGACCAGGGCCCUGUCUAAUCUUCUUUGUCGUUUCUUUUGUUGAAACUACAUGGUGUUGCCUCAAGAAAAAGCCAUUUCGCAAUUCUUUCUUCAUUGCCUUGUUAUAAUCAAUAUUAUGAUUUUAUUUUACUUUCUGUUGAGUAAUUCUUUAUAGUAAGGUGUUGUCAGUGUCCCUCUUCGUAGCUACUUGUAGUACAUGCAAAAAUUUAGAGGAUUUUUUUCCAGCAUCUGUAAUCCAAGAUUUAUUAAAUAAUUAUUAAUUUUUUAUUUAAUUUUUUACGAUUGCCAGACAUCAACUCUCGGGAACACUAUAAAAGUCAGUUGUGGUACAUGUGAUUAAAAAAGAAAGAUGUUGCCUUGAAAUGGGAAUGAACUCUCGCUCUUCUAUGUGAUUACACUGAUAUGUUUAGGACCUUUCUGGGUUUUGAGUUGUAAUUGGUAAAAUUGUUUUAAGUACUCUAACUUGACUCUGGUAUUGUUAAGCCAACAAGGCUGCUUUAAUAUUGUAACAUCGUUGAGAAAUGGACACUGUAUCAUCUUUAAGAUGGAGAAACCUUGGUCUAGAGAGACGGGUUGUUUGGUUCAGCAAAAGAUACCAAUGAUUUCUGUUGUUUUGUGACCUUUCUAUUUUCUUGACUUUGAUCUAUAAAAUGAAGCCGGUUGCAAGUGGUUCAGUAUAAUAAAGAACGACAGUAUCUUGGAAUUAGAAUCAACACUUGUUUCUUGUAAUGCUGGGUUGGUUCAUUGGUAGUAAACGUGGUUACCUGGCCUGUUCGUCCACUGGAUACCUGCUUGCUUAGCAAGUAGGCAUUUUACUUGCAGAUCUGAAGGAGAACGUGAAUACAAACUGACGAGAAAUUAUCUUAACGCUUGAACUUAUCGCAUUGACCUAGUCUGUAGGCAUUAUUCUGGCCUGUUAUUUUGUGAUUGAUUUUUCGAGAGUAAUAAUAAUACCUGUUAAAUAAAUGAACGGGAAUCUAAAUCCGA
Messenger RNA from Lingula anatina, 3300 nucleotides. Its product is annotated as YTH domain-containing family protein 1. Gene Ontology annotation, biological process: mRNA destabilization. Gene Ontology annotation, cellular component: cytoplasm. Gene Ontology annotation, molecular function: N6-methyladenosine-containing RNA reader activity; mRNA binding. Lineage: Eukaryota; Metazoa; Brachiopoda; Lingulata; Lingulida; Lingulidae. The record is from RefSeq and is a predicted model, not a curated record.